AUGAGGAAGGAGGGCGACAUCCACAACUCGACGUGCAAGCUUUGCCCGAGCUGGGGGUGUCGGCGCGAGUGCGUGGGCGGCAAGAUCGACUCCGUGGCCACCGCCGAGCAGUUCCGCGGCUGCACGCACAUCAAGGGCAAGCUAGAGAUCAGCCUGAGGACCAGUGGCGGGAACACAUUAUCGGUAUUGGAGUCAGCGCUGGGCGAGAUUAAAGAAAUCGAAGGGAGCCUGCAAGUAACGCGCUCGUACCCGCUGGUGUCGCUAAUGUUUCUAAAAAAACUGGAGAAAAUCAUCGGCGUGUCCACGGCCGAGCAUAAAGGUACCGCCCUUCAUCAUAGACACCGCCACGCCCCAGGAGCCACGCCAAGAAGAUUCUGUACCGUACUAAUAUAGUAAAACUCAAUAGUUAGUAGAUUAGAUUGAGGUCAAGUGUUGCAUAUUAUCAACAACAAAAAUCUGGAGUUGUUGUGGGACUGGUCAAAGGGUAGAACGAUUAACAUUACCGGGGGGACCCUGUACAUACAUUCAAAUCCAAAGUUGUGCUACAAUCAGUUACUGCCGCU
Molecule: messenger RNA, 563 nt
Organism: Manduca sexta (tobacco hornworm)
Lineage: Eukaryota; Metazoa; Arthropoda; Insecta; Lepidoptera; Sphingidae
Product: insulin-like receptor
Exons: 5
Coding region: 1-393 (130 amino acids)
Source: RefSeq, a predicted model, not a curated record